Messenger RNA from Gaeumannomyces tritici R3-111a-1, 1554 nucleotides. RefSeq lists its product as hypothetical. The record is from RefSeq and is a predicted model, not a curated record. The transcript has 3 exons. NCBI's taxonomy places the organism in Eukaryota, Fungi, Ascomycota, Sordariomycetes, Magnaporthales, Magnaporthaceae. The coding region runs from base 143 to 787 and encodes 214 amino acids.
GCCCUCCGCAACCCUAUCCACCCCGCCAGCAGCCAUGGUGUCGCCGUCGCGCUCUUGAGCCUACAUCGGCCAGGCACCGAAGCCAUUUCCUUCCCACCGCCGAGGCAGCUUUUUUUUUCUCAGAAACUAACGACGGCAAGACAUGCCCCCGAAGCGCAAGGCCGCGGCCUCGUCCGGCGCCGGCACCGGCAGCAGCAGCAACAACAACAGCAGCAAACGGCAGUCGAAGCUGGCCAAGGAGCACAACAUCUCGGCCGACGAGGAGGCCGAGAUCAGGGAGGCCUUCAGCCUGUUCGCCGAGCCCAUGGAGGGCGAGAGGGAGGGCGUGAUGCCCAUCGAGGACGUGCGCCGGGCCUUGAUUGCCCUCGGCAUCCCCCCGACCGACCAGGCCGAGCUCGCCGACUUCGUCUCGAUCCUGGACCCGGAUGAUGAAGGGUUCGCGCAGUACCCGUCCUUUGUCGCCAUCUGCGCGCUCAAGCUGCACGCGGCGCACCAGGGCUCCGACGCGCACCUGCGCGAGGUCGACGACGCCUUUUCCCUCUUUACGCACGGCGGCGGCGGUAGCGGCAGUAGCGCCCACCGCGAUGGCAGCAGCAGCAGCAGCGACCAGCCCGUCAUCACCGUGGCGCACCUCCGCCGCGUGGCCGCGAUGCUCCAGGAGGAGGACGUGGGCGACGCGCUGCUGCGCGACAUGAUCCUCGAGGCCAACGGGGGCGCCGGCGUCGCCAGGGGCGUCACGCGCGACCAGUUCGAGGACGUCAUGCGGCGCGCCGGCGUUUGGAGGUGAUGAUGGCCCGACGAGGGUGCGCUCGGGGCAGGAACCGAAGCGUCCUUUUUUCCUUUCCCCUUUGGCCUCUAUUCGAAAUUACGGAACGACAACAGAUACGCGAGACCCCAAGUGGUCCUACCAACGCCUCGCUCCCACCGUCACUCUCGUCCGGGGGGUGCGUCCGGAGCAGCCAGCCCCCCCUCGGGGUCCGCGCGCGGUUCGCGAUGGAAUUACAGUUGCGCUGGCUGUGACGCCAUGACGCAGGUUUCUGUCGCAAGAAGCAUGGGGUCGAUGUAGGGCAUCCAACGAUGACAUCAGGGCUCUAGAUGGACAGCGAAUCGCCCCCAGUCUGGCUGGUCGAUACCAAUCAGUUCACGACACCCUCAAUCAGCCUUUGGGUUUCCUUUGGCAGGGAUUACAGGGCAGGCCGAGCACGUGCCAAGAGGAGAGAAUCGCUCCAAGAGGUGGCAGGGACAGUGGUGGCAUUCUGGACAAGCGCAAAUCCCUGGUGGCUUACUUCCCCAUGAUUCGCGGGUAAAGCAUCGGUUUUUGAACCAUCCGUUCGAGCUGCCAACUACAUUCAUUGCUUGGUGGGUGGGUGGACGGCGCCGCCGAGCUGGUGAUUGUCGACGACCCCUGGCGUGUUAUGAAGAGAAACAGGCAGACAUAUCUAUAGUGUAACAACUGAAUGCGAUGCCGUCAUCUACCCCUCGCCGACGAGUAUAUGACGACAUGGUAGCAGUCUUGCUCAAUACGAAAGAUUUGCCGAUCCGGUUCACCUCCAG